This is a messenger RNA of Drosophila arizonae, 483 nucleotides long. RefSeq names its product Sec61 translocon subunit beta (gene Sec61beta). Lineage: Eukaryota; Metazoa; Arthropoda; Insecta; Diptera; Drosophilidae. Gene Ontology annotation, cellular component: Sec61 translocon complex. The record is from RefSeq and is a predicted model, not a curated record. Gene Ontology annotation, biological process: intracellular protein transport.
GACGUCAAACUGAUUUCAGCGCUUUCAACACUUUUCCAGGUCAGCACGCAGCAAUCACGGACUUAGUGUGCAUUUGCCUUUAAUUACAAUUAAACACAUAAAUUAGAAUGCCUGCUCCUGCAAGUUCGACGUCCGUUGGUAGCGGUUCACGCUCGCCCAGCAAAUUGUCGGCGCCACGUAGCGCUGGUGCUGGUGGUGGUAGCACCUUGAAGCAGCGAAAGACAACAACAACAACAGCGGCCAGAAGUCGUGCUCCUGGCGGAGCAGGCACUGGUGGUAUGUGGCGUUUCUACACAGACGAUUCACCCGGCAUUAAAGUUGGUCCAGUUCCAGUUCUGGUUAUGUCGUUGCUGUUCAUCGCCUCUGUCUUCAUGCUGCACAUUUGGGGAAAAUACAACCGUUCUUAGACAGUUCAUUUUAGAAAAUAAAUACUUUCACCUCAACGGACGCGCGCCGCGACCCAAUUGUCGACGUCAUCAGAUU